Caenorhabditis elegans is the source of this 1860-nucleotide messenger RNA. RefSeq names its product DUF38 domain-containing protein (gene R10E8.3). The record is from RefSeq and is marked reviewed. NCBI's taxonomy places the organism in Eukaryota, Metazoa, Nematoda, Chromadorea, Rhabditida, Rhabditidae. The transcript has 6 exons. The coding region runs from base 227 to 1795 and encodes 522 amino acids.
UUUUCAGAUAGCUUUAUUCGUGACAAGCGUAAUAUCAUCAACUCAAAAAAUGCAAUCUCCCCUUGUGACUGAGGCACUGACAACAAUCGACAAUUCUUCAGUUGUCAAAUUUUGUGUCACAGUUGAGGAUCAUCGCAUUUUGCAUAGCUACGGUGUUUACCGGAAUGGAGCAACGAAGAACAUAAAAAUUUCCUACCAAAAAAGUGGAAAAGAUUGCAUUUUUGGAAUGAAUGAGAAAAAAGAGUUGAUUGCGAACGGAGACUUUUUCAAUCUGUCAGAGAAACAUUUGAUGCCAUUCCUAACAUCCGUGAAUACCCUUUCAUGCUUGAGCAUCAUCGAUGGGACAAGCGGUGACUGCCUCUAUAGAGGAAUACUUGAGUUAAUUCUUAAAAAGAGAAGGAACUUACUCAAAGUUAACGAGUUCGUCGUUUCGAUCCCAUCAAAACAGUCUCAGGAUCAUGUGGUCUUGCUUGUUGCCAUGCUCAAUCGCGAUGCUCUUGAAGAAGUACACCUGAAGACACCAAGCAGCAUUGCGCAGUGGAAAAAUUCAAAAUUUUUGGAACGACUCUCUGCAUUGUCAAAUGCCUCCAUCAUCAUGGAAACAAACGAUAGACGUGACCUCGAAUUUUUGAAAGAGCACUGCGUUCGAUCUUCGUUUGGCAAGCUUGUACUUAAAGGCUCCUUCGAUGGAAAUCAGGCCUGUGAACUGUUGGGAUUCGGAGCUCCGGUGUAUGCCAAUCGGUCCAUCCAAACAUGGUUUUUCCCCAGCCAGGAUCAAAACGUUUACAUCAGCAUGGCGCAUGGUUUUUUGGAAAACAUCUCGACAUUCACAUUUUCUCGGGUUUCGUCAGCUCAGAUGCUGCAAGAGACCCAUCCAUCUUCAAUCCCAACCUUUGACCUGGUAAAAUUAACUGGACACCAACCAGUGAUUGAACACAUUUUGGAAAGUCUCCCGUUUAGCUCAGUACUGGCACUCCGAGACGUCUCAACGGGGCUACGAAUCUACCUUGAUGGUGACCGAUUGCAUUGCUGGUCAAUUAGAAUGGAUGUUCAUUUUGAUGAAAAUUCGGCUAUAGUUCACAUGUUCUGCAAUGGUGAAGAAAUUUCCAGGCCAUGCACCGACAUGGCCCUAUUGAAGGAAUGGCUGAACCGUCAAGAAUCUCUGCACAACUUCAGCAACCGAAAACCUAGCUUUGAAACGUUCCAUUGUGAUUUCGAGAGAUACACCUUGGAGAAAAUGCAAAAUCUUGGAAUUUUCCUGGGCUCGUUUAGGAACAAGAUUUCUAUGGCCCACUUGGAGCUGAAAGGGAGCAGUGAGCUGGAGUUUAUUCAGCUUCUGGAUUGCCUUGAUGCGAAGAAAUUGAGAAAACUUACGAUCUUCGCGACUGUUGGUGAUGUUAACAAUGGGAAUCAGGCCCUCGCGCUAAAUCAAAUAAGAGAUACCCCUCACUGGAACCAUGCCACUGAGUUGGUCGUUAAAGGAGCGAAUGCAUCUGUGUCCAUCCGAAAAUUGAUUCAUUUUUUGAAAGGGACAGCUUACGUGGAGACUAUUCCAGUUGGAGAUGUGCUCUUCUUGGCGCAGGAACUCCUUGCUUCUUCACUUUCAAGAAAUUUCAAGCUCUCCACUUCGAACAACUUCGACUUGCAAAGCCUAAUACAUUCGAUCGGGUGUCCUCCAAAAUCAGAGACCAUUGACGGGAUUGUACAAUACAAAUGGGUGUUGGAAGGCAAAGAAAAGAAACUCGAGAUAUCGGUAAAAGACGACGUGUUAACUUCCAUUCAAAUGUGCAUCUGAAUAAUUAAAUGUCCAAUUUUUGUUAUUUUUAUUUAUUUUUAAAUUGGUAAAUUGUUUAAUGUUGC